Molecule: messenger RNA, 1446 nt
Organism: Lichtheimia ornata
Lineage: Eukaryota; Fungi; Mucoromycota; Mucoromycetes; Mucorales; Lichtheimiaceae
Exons: 11
Coding region: 1-1446 (481 amino acids)
Biological process (GO): ribosomal large subunit assembly
Cellular component (GO): nucleolus
Molecular function (GO): protein binding
Source: RefSeq, a predicted model, not a curated record
AUGCCAGCCAAGAAAAAGUCUGCGAUCCCUGCGGUGGAGCCCAUGCCUGAGGGCACCAUGAUUGUCGCCCAAUUCAAGUCGGCCGAUGGUGAAUCAACAGGUCCUCCUCUUAACUUGCCAGGCGAUGCCACUCCAGAGCAACUCGAAUUGCUGUUGAAUCAGCUAUUGAACCAGUCCGAGGAUCCCUUGCCAUAUUCUUUUCAUGUGGGCGAAGACGAGAUUGUAAAGUCCUUGUGGGUCGAUCGUAAAGACAAGUCAACCGAAGACGCUAUCACCAUUGUGUAUCAACCACAAGCUGUUUUCCGCGUGCGUGCUGUCACACGUUGUACCUCCACCUUGUCAGGUCAUACUGAGGCCGUCCUUUCUUGUUCAUUUAGCCCCGAUGGAUCCAAGCUUGCAACUGGAUCGGGAGAUACUACUGUGCGGAUAUGGGAUCUCAAUACCGAAACGCCACAAUUCACCCUCAAAGGCCACAAGAGCUGGGUAUUAUCGAUUGCAUGGUCUCCUGAUGGCAAGACGCUUGCUUCGGGCAGUAUGGAUAACACGGUUCGGUUAUGGGACCCGAAAACCGGAAAAUCCCUUGGUGACGGUCUUCGAGGACACACAAAGUGGAUCACCAGCUUAGCAUGGGAACCUUAUCAUUUAAACUCAAAAGCAAACCGACUGGCUAGCUCCUCCAAAGAUCAUACUGUACGUGUAUGGGACACGGUGUUACGAAGAAUGGUAAUGUCCAUUUCCGGUCACACCGCUGCUGUCACUUGCGUCAAAUGGGGUGGUGAAGGUUUGAUUUACACGGCGUCACAAGAUAAGACGAUCAAGGUCUGGAACUCAAGCGGCAUGCUUGUCAAGACACUUCAGGGACACGGCCACUGGGUCAAUACAUUGGCAUUGAAUACAGACUUUGUUUUGAGAACGGGUCCUUUUGAUCAUACUUGCAAACGACAUGCCACUGAGGAAGAAGCCAAGGCAGCAGCACUAAAGCGGUACAAGGAGUUUAAGGGGAAUCGGCCCGAACGUCUUGUCUCUGGAUCAGAUGAUUUUACCAUGUUCUUUUGGGAGCCUGAAACAAGCAAAAAGCCAAUUACACGAAUGACAGGUCAUCAAAAGCUUGUAAACCACGUCAGCUUCUCUCCCGAUGGUCGGUACAUUGCUAGUGGCUCUUUUGAUACAUCUGUCAAGCUUUGGGACGGAGCUACAGGCAAAUUUAUUGGCAAUCUCCGUGGCCAUGUCGGCUCUGUAUACCAAGUUUGCUGGUCAAGUGACUCUCGCAUGUUACUCAGUGGAAGCAAAGACAGCACGCUUAAGGUGUGGGACAUUAAGAAACUCAAAAUCAAAUUGGAUCUUCCAGGACAUUUGGAUGAGGUUUUUGCUGUGGAUUGGAGUCCUGGUGGUGAUAAGGUCGCUAGUGGUGGCAAGGACAAGCAACUCAAGAUCUGGAGACAUUAG